Molecule: messenger RNA, 1449 nt
Organism: Cladophialophora psammophila CBS 110553
Lineage: Eukaryota; Fungi; Ascomycota; Eurotiomycetes; Chaetothyriales; Herpotrichiellaceae
Exons: 2
Coding region: 1-1449 (482 amino acids)
Source: RefSeq, a predicted model, not a curated record
AUGUCAGACUCACCAAGGGAUACCUUUCAUCUCAAUCCUCCUCAGAGUUUCGCCUACACCGACUUCGUUAUCAAAGCACCGCUCCCCCGACUUCCUCAUGGUAUGCCUGCAGAGACCGCAAGGCGAAAAUAUCCACGCACGCGCUUGAAGAGGCUGAUCAGGGCCGUGGAGGCUCGCUUGGGAAGACACCGUUGUUUUUUCAGCGAACUGCAGCCGAAAGAUCAAAAGAAGGAGUCACAAUUCGAAGUGAGCAAGCUCUACGCGAGCUAUGAGGUCGAGCAUUGGCCGGGCGCGUUGGCGCAGUUUGACUGGACGCAGUUUGUCAUGGCGAAUAUCGAACGCGACGCGAUGCGCAAUGAAUAUGGACCGACUGUGAAACUGACACUGCCCAUACUGCCAGCUUCGGCCGUGCCGAUCUACCAGGAAAUGUUGCGGCAAGAAAGGAGUGAGUCGGCGAGGAUGGACGCCAACUUGGGCCGCAUCACCGGAGUGGCCUACAAUGGUGACAUACGUACCUACCCUGCUGGAGACUCUCGAAGACAGGCUUUGUGCGACGGGCCGAUUCAACAGCACGGAUUGAUGCGGACAUCGUUCAUGCCACUACUUUCUUCCUCUCCAAACAUACGUGACGCCCUCUUUGAGCAUAGCAGAGAGGAGCUUGAGGAACUGGUUCGCAAUGACCAACUGUUCCGCAGGGCUUGCGAAUACCAUCAAAGAAUUGUUCAAAAGGACUUGAGACAAAUGUACCGCUGCUAUCUGCGUUGCAUUGGUCGGCAGCCUGGAAUGCACUUGUGGACGUGGCUAGAAGUUACACACGAAGCAAGAAGGUUGAUUAAGAUGACCUUUAUUCAGCAACUGAAAAAUUGGAUACAACAACAACCAAGCAUCAAAUUCGACUUCCAAGACGUGACGGAGACAGUCCUAGACCUUCAGCUGAGAUACUUGACUUCACGGGCCCGACAUUUCGACCCCAUACCCACACAAGCUUCACCACAAUUUCAAACAGAGCUCCACCGCAAGCAUGUGAUUGCCGCGAUGCUAAGACAGCGACGGAUUCUCCGAGAAUGGACGACGUCUAUCGCAAGGCGGUCCAGCGUGCGCGAUGGCGAGAGGUAUCGGAGAGAAGGCGAACAUAUCUUGGAUAUGUGGACUGGCACUGUCGAAGAGUACGAGACGUUCAACGAACGGAACAGAAAGGAGAAUACGGUCACUACUGCCGGUAUGUUGCCUAUGGCGACUCAGCUUCGUGUUCGUCCGCCGAGGGCUCAAGUUCAGAGUCAUGCAAGGGUGCACGAGAAACAACAGUCGCCGGAUGGAGCGCAGCUUCCGCUGCAAGUGCAAGGACAGGCUCAAGUGCAAAUGCCGGCUCAGGGACCAGAACAACCGCGGACACAGAUCCCGGUGCUGAUGCAGGCGCGAGAACAGGGCCACUCCAAACCCCAGGACUAG